Messenger RNA from Pomacea canaliculata, 2777 nucleotides. Its product is annotated as leukocyte elastase inhibitor-like. Gene Ontology annotation, molecular function: serine-type endopeptidase inhibitor activity. The record is from RefSeq and is a predicted model, not a curated record. NCBI's taxonomy places the organism in Eukaryota, Metazoa, Mollusca, Gastropoda, Architaenioglossa, Ampullariidae. The transcript is spliced from 9 exons. Bases 885 to 2276 code for a protein of 463 amino acids.
CAUCCUGGCCAGUUGGAUAUUAUUAAUAUUGCAUUAAUAUAUACAUGCAGUUAAAAAGCGCUGAGAGUUAUGCCAUUGACCCUCACAAGAGCCCGCGGUAUCUGGCUAAUCAAGGGAGGAAGUUGGGGGAGUAGAUGAGCACCCGCUGACCCUUAUACCAGACUAACACUGGAAGCAGAUAGGAAGCAGUCGUACAGUUAUCACAGACAUCACUGGGAACAAUAGCCACUGCAGUAGGAAACGAGAGUGAAUGAUUCAAGUGUUUUCGCUGUCGCCGGGGAUGGAGACCCUUAAGGGCUGGCCAAGUGGUGCUCACCUUACAUGCUACACCGACUUGUUCUCGCUCCGCACCAUUGCCGAACACGCGCUGGAAUAGUUGAGUGGAAGACAAGGAGAGGUUGUAAAACUGAAAUAACCACAAUCUUAAGCUGCAGCAGACAUUCAAAUAAAUAUUCAUUGAAAUACAGUGGGGACAGAGCCGACCAAAGCUGUUACCAAAGAGGAUACCAUGUGCUGAUACUACCAUGGUGUCAUUAGUUCUGCUCUCCUCCUCGGCGGUCACGUGAAUGGACUUUCGUCUUUAAAGAAGCAACAGCUCAUAUUGUCUGUGAAUUAAAGCAACCCAUUGUUUUUCUUGAGAGGCUUCCGGCAGCCCCGCGUCAAAUAAAUAUCAGUAAGAUGGGAGCUCAUGUCCUCAACAGCUGGUGAAAAGCGACUAUGCGGAACUAAAGUUUGUCGGUGUGUUUUGUACCCAAACAGACCGUUAGCCAAACGAAUACUGUUCCUGUUGACGGAGACAGAAGUCACGUGACGUUGGCUGACCUGGUGUCAAGUCUUCAUAAACAGGAGCUUACUUGUUACUGUGAACCCACUUCUCCAUCACAAUGGCUUCCUCCUGUGGGCUUCUUACGCUUAUUUGUCUCAUCCUUCUUGUCAUCACUGUAGUGUCUUCGGCCCUAACAAGCCAGGUCGACUCGUUCCAGUUUCUUCAUCAGCCGACCUUCGGGGCGCGUUCAGCUCGCGAGCUGGAAUCCCGAGGAGGGAAGCGACGAGGCCAUGAGCGUGUGGCUGUGGAUGGCACGAGGGGUCAGCGCCGCCAGACCCCACGAGGUGCGAGAGGUGACGUGCUGACGAAACAACAUGUGAAAUUAAUUGAAAACCUGUCGUCAGCUUCCGCGAUCUUCUCAUCGUCGCUGUAUUCACAGUUGAGGAAAAAUGCCAGUUCUGACAUCGUCUUCUCUCCCUUCAGUGUCCACGUGGCCCUGACCAUGACCUAUCUGGGUGCUCAGAAAGCCACCGCCAGGGAAAUGAUCAAGGUACUGGGGCUCUCCAAACUUCGGAAGAACAAAGCCCACUCUGCCUACGCCGCGUUGCUCCAGACCAGUCAGCUCUCCACCUCUGUCGAGCUGAACUUGGCCAACGCCGUGUUCGUUAAACCCAAUCUACCAGUUGAGGAAACCUUUCGUCAGGGUCUGGUACAGAUGUACCGAGCUAAGUUCGGCCACUUUGACUUCAGCGCCGUUGGUGGUCCAGAGACACCCAUCAACACCUGGGUAGGCAACGUGACCAAAGGCAAAAUACCAGAUUUUCUUGCACCGGGUACCAUUGACAAUACAACAGCCAUGAUCAUCGUCAAUGCUCUCUAUUUUAAAGGUUCCUGGCUGAAAACCUUCAGACUUGCGGACACAGCAGAGGAGCCAUUUUACCUGGAUGAUGGCACGACCGUUACUGUUCCCAUGAUGAAGCAGGAGGACAAUUUCAAGUACAAAAGAUCCCAGAAUCUGAAAGCUGACAUUGUGGAGCUGCCUUACAAAGACCAGCGAUAUUCCAUCUUCAUUGUGUUGCCGGUCAGCCGUGGAACUCUCAGUCAAGUGGAGCAGUCUCUGAAGAUGGAGGAAUUGACCUCUGAACUCGAGUCCAUGGGCAAUGACAAAGUGAAACUGUUUUUACCCAGGUUUAAGUCGAAGAGCCGCUUCAGUUUGAAAGAGCCUAUGAAGAGAUUGGGCAUGCGCAGCUCUUUCAACACCAAACGUGCCAACUUCCGGGGGAUCAGCUCAGGGAAUCAGCUGUUCAUAUCUGACGUCAUUCACGAGGCUGUGGUCGAGGUCAACGAGGAGGGGACAGAAGCAUCUGCAGCGACUGCAGUUAAGAUUUCUUUUAAGUCUCGCCCAUUCAGGACCGUCAACUUCCGGGCAGACCACCCUUUCCUGUACAUCAUACGAGACAAUACUUACAAGAUGGUUUUGUUCAUGGGUCGCUACACGGGGGUUGCUUAAUUCCACUUAUUAUACAGUAGUCUAUGACUAUGUUUUUUACUGCAAAUAUUUUAUGAUAGGCCCCUAAAAUUAUCUUCCUGUGAUGUAUCUCCCUUGUUUUGUAGGGUUUGGAUGGUAACCUCUGACCAAGGCAUCGGGGUACUCACCAUUAUCAAGUACAUAGUUAAAUUAUGGAACAAGGAAAGACUGUGUGUUUGGAUAACAGUCUGUACAGCUCAUUAUAUCUUGACAAAUAGUCACGAACAUGAGCACAUGACACCGACUAGUGUAAGAGAUGCAUUCUCUUAGUUUUUUCUCAUCAUUGUUUUAUUUUAAGAAAUUUGCAAAAUGUAUUUACACAUAUUUCUAGCAAGUGCAGUGUUUUUUUAGGAAACAUGUUAACACAGAAAGCAGGGCCAUCACUACAUAUGUAGACAGGAAUUCGUUUCUACCAAAGUGUUUCAAGUCUGGAGGGACGGUGUUAACUGGAAAUGAUAAAAAAAAUUUAAAAAAAAAAAAAAA